AACGGUGGAGAAAAGGGGCGGAGAGAGAAUGAAGAAGAGGCGAGCGGUGAGAUCGGAAUUGGGGAUUUCGCUGGCGAAGUCGAUUUCGAUUUUUUGCUGUUCUAUAAGCUUGGACACUGGUAUUGGGGUUCCGUGUAUUUUUUCUGCUCAGAUAGAUAGAAAGGGAGCUGUCACGAUAAAACUGCUGUAUCAAUGAUCAGCAGCUCCAACUCACACAUAUAACUCAUAUAUUACUUACCUACUUAUAUUCAUGUUUUUCAUUUGGAACAAUCUAUUCUAUUAUCUUGGGAGAUCGAAGUUUUAUCUUGGCCUGUCUACUUGAAAGACUGGUAGAACUUGCGAAUGCUACAAGCAUGUGGCAGAUGAAUAAGUUCCGCAGAAAAAUCAGGUUCUACUGGUUCAUGGUUUCGCCAUAAUUCACUUUAUGUGGAUUCUGGCGUUGAGGCACUAAAAAAUGGGCAGUAUUAAAGAGAGAUUGAGAACACGGCUGCUGGAUUGGGGCAGCAGCUCUGAUGAUGUGGCUGAGAUAUGGAGUUCUAUCAUCACUUACUUUACUGCUAUCUCCAUCAGUCUUCUGACUUUCUUGUACCUUUUCUCCUUAUGGAGGCGAAACAUUAGUUUGAGCUGGAUGAAAACUAUAGCGAGAUCAAAGAAGCACUCAAAGGCCAAACAUAAAGCUCCCGUUGCUGCUCAUGUUUGGAUAACGGAAUCUUAUAAUCGUGCAAAAGGUCUAAAGUGUUGUGUGUGCCUGGAAUCUAUUUCACCCGUGCAACCCCUCGGGCAGAUGAUUACGUCAGAACUUUCGAUCCAUCGCUGUGAUGUUUGUGGGGCAGCUGCUCACAUUACCUGCUCUCCAAAUGCCCAUAAAGAUUGUAAAUGUGUUUCUAUGGUUGGUUCUCAGCAUGUGAUUCACCAGUGGAUUGUUUUAUGGGCGGAAAUGGCCGAUCGAUCAGAGGAGACUCCUUGUUGCAGUUAUUGUGAAGAGCCUUGUGGUGGGUCUUUUCUUGGUGGACCCCCUAUUUGGUGCUGUAUGUGGUGUCAAAGGCUAGUGCAUGUUGAUUGUCAUUCCUUGAUGGCUGGUGAAACAGGUGAUAUUUGUGAUUUGGGACCAUUUAAGCGCCUUAUCUUGUCACCUCUUUAUGUAAAAGUUAAAAGUGGAGCAGGUGGCGGAUUUUUGAGCUCUAUUACGCAGGGUGCAAAUGAAUUCGCUUCUACUGUUCGAGGACAUAUCAGGAGUCAGAGUAAGAGGUAUAAGCAGCACAAUAAGUUACCAGCAGAUUCAGCCAAUACAAACAGUGCUAAUGAUUCAUCUUCAGAAAGCGUGGCAGAUGGACAUUUAACUCCUACGGCAUCAAAAGCUAACGGGACACAUUAUGAUGCGAACGGUGAUCCGGGGAUCCAGCAUGAGAGUAGUGAAAGUGAUUAUAAAGAGGAGAAAGAAUUGCGUCCAAGAAGAAGUUCAUCAUUUAAUCAAAUGGAGGAUUCCCAGAUGGGUGGGACUAACCAAAGAUAUGAAUUGAUUGAUUUACCACCUGAUGCGAGGCCUCUAUUAGUUUUCAUCAACAAGAAAAGUGGAGCCCAGCGUGGAGAUUCGCUCAGACAUCGUUUGCACUUUCUUCUAAAUCCUGUACAGGUCUUUGAGUUGAGUUCGGCACAGGGCCCUGAAGCAGGACUUCAUUUGUUCAGAAAGGUACAGCACUUCAGAAUUCUUGUUUGUGGUGGAGAUGGCACAGUUGGUUGGGUUCUUGAUGCCAUCGACAAACAAAAUUACGAAUCUCCUCCACCAGUUGCGAUUCUUCCCGCCGGCACUGGUAAUGAUCUAGCUAGGGUUUUGUCCUGGGGAGGCGGUCUCGGUGCUAUAGAGAGACAAGGAGGUCUAUGCACGAUUUUGUACCACAUAGAGCAUGCUGCGGUCACCAUUCUUGAUAGGUGGAAAGUAACAAUAGAAGAUUCACAGACAAAGCAUGCCCGCUCCAUAAAAUAUAUGAACAAUUAUUUAGGGAUCGGGUGUGAUGCAAAGGUUGCUCUUGACAUUCACAAUCUUCGUGAAGAAAACCCUGAAAAGUUCUAUAACCAGUUCUUAAAUAAAAUGCUUUAUGCGAAAGAAGGGGCGAAAGCCAUCAUGGAUAGAACAUUUGCAGACCUGCCUUGGCAAAUCAGAUUGGAGGUAGAUGGCGUUGAGGUGGAAAUACCUGAGGAUGCUGAGGGUGUCCUUGUUGCGAAUAUCGGAAGCUACAUGGGUGGAGUCGAUCUGUGGCAAAAUGAAGACGAGAAUUAUGACAAUUUUGAUCCUCAGUCCAUGCACGACAAGAUGAUUGAAGUCGUGAGUAUCAGUGGAACAUGGCAUCUCGGGACGCUUCAGGUUGGACUUUCCCGAGCUCGGCGGCUGGCGCAGGGGCAAUCAAUAAAGAUUCAGCUGUUCGUGCCCUUCCCUGUUCAGGUCGACGGCGAGCCUUGGUUCCAGCAGCCUUGCACAUUACUGAUAUCUCAUCACGGGCAGGCUUUCAUGUUGAGAAGAGCCGCGGAAGAGCCUCUCGGUCACGCCGCCGCGAUAAUUACCGACGUUCUUGAAAACGCCGAGACGCGCAGCAUCAUUACAGCUUCGCAGAAGAGGGCCCUUCUUCAAGAAAUGGCUCUAAGGCUUUCUUAGUGCUGCAUAAAUUUUUGCCGCGCGGAAACACAAAGAAACUAAAACUCAUAUACUCAAAUCCUAUCUCUUGCCUUUAUCUGAGGUUCAUUGAGCACACAGUAUAGAAUCAAGUGUUACAGGUUUUGUACAUAUUUUUAAGUUAUUUUUUGUCAAAUUUUAGAUGGUUUUGGCCUUUAAUAGUUGGUAUAAUUAAAGUUAUAUUGCUUGUAAUUUUAUGAUGCGAUCCUUUACUUUUUGCUAUUGGCCUAGUAGGACCCUUUUUUUGUGUGUGUGUGUGGAAAGAGUACAUUAUGGGGAUGUGAUUGAUGAGAUUUCUAGUUAAAGAAAAGUUAUAUUAAAUGAUUUCUAGUUAAAUGGAAA
Messenger RNA from Ananas comosus (pineapple), 3010 nucleotides. Its product is annotated as diacylglycerol kinase 1. The record is from RefSeq and is a predicted model, not a curated record. The transcript has 8 exons. The coding region runs from base 455 to 2650 and encodes 731 amino acids. Gene Ontology annotation, molecular function: ATP-dependent diacylglycerol kinase activity. Lineage: Eukaryota; Viridiplantae; Streptophyta; Magnoliopsida; Poales; Bromeliaceae.